This is a messenger RNA of Trametes versicolor FP-101664 SS1, 510 nucleotides long. RefSeq lists its product as uncharacterized. Lineage: Eukaryota; Fungi; Basidiomycota; Agaricomycetes; Polyporales; Polyporaceae. Bases 1 to 510 code for a protein of 169 amino acids. The record is from RefSeq and is a predicted model, not a curated record. The transcript is spliced from 2 exons.
AUGAGGGCUCAGCGCAAGUGCAAGCAGCUCAAGACGGACAUCACCACUCAUACGUCCCUCAUACGCAAUCAAGAGCGUGUCGCAGCCCGCCGGGCCAAGCACGUCGUACAGGAGGCCGCGAAGGCGGAGCGUCUGCGCGCGGAAGUCGCGCAGAAGCAGAACGCGCUCUACAAGCUUCAUUCCCGCCUAAGCGACCUCGAAGGUCGAAGGUUCGCGAAGGCCCGCAAUGGCGCAUCCCCGUCGCAGCCGUCCCUUAUCAGUCGCAUGGCACGACGCGGUGAACGGUCCUCCAGCAAGACCAACCCCCAGAGCACACCAGAUGUCGGGGUCUAUGUCUACGGGACAUCGACGUCUGCGUCUGCGUCCGGGUCCGGGUCCGGGUCUGGCCCGUCUGCUCCCGCCUCCGCUUCCUCUUCCCGCCCGUCUUCGCCCGCCAACGCGUCCGCCUCCCGCCCGUCUUCCCCUCGCUCGAAAAUGACAAUAACGCUCAUAUUUCCGCACAUCGAUUAG